UACCCAGCCGUAGUAGUUCCCCAGCGUGCGCCCGGGGAGAGCAGGAACAUGGCGCUCGGAGCGAUGUAGCAUCCAGAAGCAGAAAAGGUACCUCGGCUUUGCCGCUGACAACCAGCCACCAGAAAUAUCCUGUGGUGAAAUCCUUCUUCUUGUUGCCAAAAUGAACACUGAAGAAAAAUGAAGAAGACUGAAGAACUCCAACAAAAAGUUGAACAGCAGAAAUAGCCAAACUCUUCUGGAGUCUUUAAUUCAUCUACAGCCAUCGUCAAAACAGUUUUUACAUCAUGUUUGGGAAGAAAAAGAAAAAGAUUGAAAUAUCUGGCCCAUCCAACUUUGAACACAGGGUUCAUACUGGGUUUGAUCCACAAGAACAGAAAUUUACUGGCCUUCCCCAGCAGUGGCACAGCCUGUUAGCAGACACAGCCAACAGGCCUAAGCCCAUGGUGGACCCAUCAUGCAUCACACCCAUUCAGCUGGCUCCCAUGAAGACAAUCGUUAGAGGAAACAAACCCUGCAAGGAAACAUCCAUCAAUGGCCUGCUGGAGGAUUUCGACAACAUCUCAGUGACUCGCUCCAACUCCCUACGGAAAGAAAGCCCACCCACCCCAGAUCAGGGAGCCACCAGCCACGGUCUAGGCCACUCAGAAGAAAAUGGCUUCAUCACCUUCUCACAGUACUCCAGCGAAUCCGAUACUACUGCUGACUAUACGACUGAAAAGCACAGAGAAAAGAGUCUCUAUGGAGACGAUUUGGAUCUGUACUACAAAAGCAGUCAUGCAACCAAACAAAAUGGGCAUGUCAUGAAGAUGAAACACGGCGAGGCUUACUAUCCUGAGAUGAAGCCUUUGAAAGCUGACCUGGCCAGAUUUCCUGUCGAUUAUCACACACACUUGGACUCGCUGAGCAAACCGAGUGAAUAUGGUGACCUCAAAUGGGAUUAUCACCGAGCCUCUAGUAGUUCCCCUCUGGAUUAUUCAUUCCAACUCACGCCUUCUAGAACUGCAGGGACAAGCAGGUGCUCCAAGGAGAGCCUGGCAUACAGUGAAAGUGACUGGGGACCCAGUCUGGAUGACUAUGACAGGAGGCCAAAGUCAUCAUACCUGCAUCAGACAAGUCCUCAGCCAGCCAUGCGGCAGAGGUCCAAGUCAGGCUCAGGGCUACAGGAACCCAUGAUGCCAUUUGGAGCAAGUGCUUUUAAAACCCAUCCUCAAGGACACUCGUACAACUCCUAUACUUACCCUCGCUUGUCGGAGCCCACAAUGUGCAUUCCAAAGGUGGAUUAUGAUCGAGCACAGAUGGUCCUCAGCCCUCCACUGUCAGGGUCUGACACGUAUCCCAGGGGUCCCGCCAAACUACCUCAAAGUCAAAGCAAAAUGGGCUACACCUCAAGCAGCCACCAGUAUCCUUCUGGGUACCACAAAGCCACUCUGUACCACCACCCUUCCCUGCAAACCAGUUCUCAGUACAUCUCCAGUGCUUCUUACCUGAGCUCUCUCAGCAUCUCAUCCAGUACCUACCCCCCACCCAGCUGGGGCUCCUCCUCAGACCAUCAGCCUUCCAGGGUAUCCCAUGAACAAUUCCGAGCUGCCCUACAGCUGGUGGUCAGCCCAGGAGACCCCAGAGAAUACUUGGAUAACUUUAUUAAAAUCGGAGAAGGGUCAACAGGCAUUGUGUGCAUCGCAACUGAGAAACACACAGGGAAGCAGGUAGCAGUGAAGAAAAUGGACCUCCGAAAGCAACAGAGACGGGAACUGCUUUUCAAUGAGGUUGUGAUAAUGCGAGACUAUCACCACGACAAUGUAGUCGACAUGUAUAACAGCUAUCUUGUUAGCGAUGAGCUCUGGGUGGUCAUGGAGUUUCUAGAAGGUGGUGCCUUGACAGACAUUGUUACACAUACCAGAAUGAAUGAAGAACAGAUAGCCACUGUCUGCCUGUCAGUUCUGAGAGCUCUCUCCUACCUGCAUAACCAAGGAGUGAUUCACAGGGACAUAAAGAGUGACUCAAUCCUCCUGACAAGUGAUGGUCGGAUAAAGUUAUCUGACUUUGGUUUCUGUGCUCAAGUUUCCAAAGAGGUUCCAAAGAGAAAAUCACUGGUGGGUACCCCGUAUUGGAUGGCGCCUGAAGUGAUUUCCAGGCUACCUUAUGGGACAGAGGUGGACAUCUGGUCUCUCGGGAUCAUGGUGAUAGAGAUGAUUGAUGGUGAACCCCCAUAUUUCAAUGAGCCUCCUCUCCAGGCGAUGCGGAGGAUCCGGGACAGUUUACCUCCAAGAGUGAAGGACCUGCACAAGGUUUCUUCAGUACUCCGGGGAUUCCUGGAUCUGAUGUUAGUGAGGGAGCCCUCUCAAAGAGCCACAGCCCAGGAACUUCUUGGACAUCCAUUCUUAAAAUUGUCAGGUCCACCAUCUUGCAUCGUUCCCCUCAUGAGACAAUACAGGCAUCACUGAGCUGAGCUGAUUCAUAGGAGACAAAGCUAGGCAGGGACAUAAGAAUAAUUCAGGAGAACAUGAGGAAACCCACAGAACAUGCAUUCUAGACCAGCUGAUUGGUGGGACAAUGCGAUGACCGGCAGGGUUCAACAGACCAGGGCAUCUUCUUGUGUCUUAAAUAGGCAUCUCUCCACUGACAGCUGGCAUGGUCAUUUGGACCCUGGCUUUAAUAAGUCAUUAUUAUAUACUUUCAGCCCUUCAUCCAGCAAAUCAGAAGGACUCAGUACAAACUCCGUUAUGAUAUAUCCUAGCCACAUGCAGGGUACCGCAUAGGAUUUUCUAUAUUGAAAGAAUACUUUUCUGGCAAAAAAAAAAGAAAGAAAGGAAAAACAAAAAGCACUUUUUUCUUAAUGGUAGCAGUGUAAUGUAUUUUGCAAUGAAUUUGUAAUUUUUCUGUACGAUAGUUUUGAUAAUUUAUAGUAUUUGAUGUCACGUAGCCAUUGUAUCGGUUGAAGUAAUACUUAUUUACUAGCAGGAGUUUGAACAAAGCCUUUCCUACUUUUUUAUCCCUUUCAGAGAACCAACGAUUCUUUAGGAACUUUGAAUACUGAAUGACUCUCAAUCACCGUCAGCUUUAGUAGAAUAUCUUUCUUAUCUUAACAAGUGUCUUAUAUGAUGGAAGAAGAGUUAAGAGUGAUGGUGAUGGUGUGUACAUUUCACUUAUCUGACCAAAAAUAAUGAAAUAAAAUUUGAGCCACAGUAUCACCAAACUAUUCCUUGGGGUGAUGCCAAAUAUUCUGAAAAAUUACAUUUUCCUUCAAGGAUUAUGGUAGCAAACCAUUUUUGUACACCAAGAUGUUUCCCUUGACACCCACCUUCAAAUGUGUACGGGGACCCCUAGGGCCAAAUCCCACCCCCAGGAGCAAUUUCAGUGCUGGGAUCAUUGAACUCAGUCCCCCAAAUUGAAUGUUUCAGUGACAUCAUGGAAAUUCUGGGCUCACAAAGGGACAGGAGAGUGAAGAAGGCAAGAUGUUUGGUUUCGUUGUCACUGUUUCUAAAACUCUGUGUGCUAGCACACCAAACUCUUGUCUGUAUUUACCUUCGUACCACAGUAUUACUCGCUGUUAUUCAUGUAUUGUGCUGGAAGUCUGAACUGACGAUAGAGGAUGAAUUAGCAAGGGGUAUUUUACCAGGCAUGGUCUAACUUCUGUGGUGACCAUGUUAAAAUGUGUUUCCCACAUAGGAGAGUUGUGCUGCUGUCUAGAUCUUCUCGAAUGUUGAUAAAAAUGAAUGACUACUACAAUACAUUUGUGUUGCUUGUUGGAUGAAUUUGCAUGUUAACUGUAGGCCAAUAUAGAUUUGCCUUUAAAACUCUGGAAAAGCUACAUAGUCAUCAUUAGUUUCUAUUAAUUAUGCAUCAGACAAAAGCCAUUUGUUACCAAACUGGAAACCAGAGGCUUUUCUUAAUGACUUUGCAUACUGUAAUAAAUAUGAAAUUAAAUUUGUGAAAAUGCUCUGGUUGCUCUAAGCAUAAUUAAGAAUUUUGUAAUUAAUAGGUUGAGAAUUAUUUAUUAUAGUUUAAAAGGAAAAAAAGGCAUAAAUGACCUUCUGCUGAUUAUAUUUUCAGUUUUUCCCCAAACUGGAAACGUUUCACCAUAAAUAAAAUAUGUAAUUUUGUUUCAUAAAACACAGAAAAUCAAUGUUUUAUGUAAACUACUAAGUUUUUAAUAUAAAUCUGUAAGAACAGAAGCAAUCUCAAUCCAGAAAAUGGAGUCCUAAGAAGUCAAGAAUCAGACUGUCAUAAUUCAACCAGGAUAAUGUAGAAGUGCAAAGUACGAGACAACCCUUUUUUUAACCAGAAUAAACAUUAAAAAAAUUGCAGGAAAUAAUGGAUUUUGGAUUUAAACAUUUUUUGACAGUGUAUUGGAAACUUUUUCUGUAAUUUUCUCCUUAUUAUUUUUUAAAGUAUUCAUUGAGUUUACCAAAUGUUACUGUAGCUUAAAAGGAUCUGUGAGCACUAAUCAUUGGCAGAAACUGCACUUGCAAAUAAAAAUAAAUGUUUGCCUUUUCCCA
This is a messenger RNA of Nannospalax galili (Upper Galilee mountains blind mole rat), 4499 nucleotides long. RefSeq names its product p21 (RAC1) activated kinase 5 (gene Pak5). NCBI's taxonomy places the organism in Eukaryota, Metazoa, Chordata, Mammalia, Rodentia, Spalacidae. The record is from RefSeq and is a predicted model, not a curated record. Gene Ontology annotation, cellular component: cytoplasm. Bases 285 to 2444 code for a protein of 719 amino acids. Gene Ontology annotation, biological process: intracellular signal transduction; protein phosphorylation; apoptotic process. Gene Ontology annotation, molecular function: protein serine/threonine kinase activity; ATP binding. The transcript is spliced from 10 exons.